AUGAGGAUCUAUAAAGAUAUUAUUACUGGCGAUGAGAUGUUCUCAGACACAUACAAAGUCAAGCUGGUUGACGAAGUAAUCUACGAAGUCACCGGUAGAUUAGUGUCAAGAAAGCAAGAUGAAAUUAAACUUGACGGUUUCAAUCCAUCUGCUGAAGAGGCUGAUGAAGGAACAGAUUCCGCAGUGGAAAGUGGUGUGGACAUAGUGCUCAACCACAGGCUAGUGGAAACAUACGCCUUUGGUGACAAGAAAUCGUACACAUUAUACCUAAAAGACUACAUGAAAAAAUUAGUAGCAAAAUUGGAAGAGAAAGCGCCUGACCAAGUAGAAGUAUUCAAGACCAAUAUGAACAAAGUUAUGAAAGACAUUCUAGGAAGGUUUAAGGAACUUCAGUUCUUCACUGGUGAAUCUAUGGACUGUGAUGGUAUGGUUGCCAUGAUGGAAUACAGAGAUGUAGGAGGUACCCAAAUCCCUAUCAUGAUGUUCUUCAAACACGGUCUCGAAGAGGAAAAGUUCUAA
Messenger RNA from Chilo suppressalis (striped riceborer), 519 nucleotides. Lineage: Eukaryota; Metazoa; Arthropoda; Insecta; Lepidoptera; Crambidae. The record is from the annotation of a GenBank genome assembly.